This is a messenger RNA of Limanda limanda (common dab), 1329 nucleotides long. It is a transcript of the gene got1l1, whose product is annotated as glutamic-oxaloacetic transaminase 1 like 1. The transcript is spliced from 8 exons. Gene Ontology annotation, cellular component: cytosol. Bases 1 to 1329 code for a protein of 442 amino acids. Gene Ontology annotation, molecular function: L-aspartate:2-oxoglutarate transaminase activity; pyridoxal phosphate binding. Gene Ontology annotation, biological process: L-aspartate biosynthetic process. NCBI's taxonomy places the organism in Eukaryota, Metazoa, Chordata, Actinopteri, Pleuronectiformes, Pleuronectidae. The record is from RefSeq and is a predicted model, not a curated record.
AUGAGUCGACCCAGCGGUGGCCUCGAGGAAAAACGGGUCAGGCAAAAUGGAGGAGACCCGGGAGGUCAUCACUGUGAACCGAUCAAUACUCACUCUGCAGCGGCAGCGGCGGCGGCGGAGGGUCCGGAACCUGGUCCCGACUCAAAGCUACUGUCCGCCCUCAAGAAAGACUCUCAGGCCAGGAGAGUGGACCUGACAGGGAGAGAGUAUUACAGUGAGGAGGGGAAGACCUUUCAACUACGUCUCGUUGGGAAAAUAAAACAACAGUUAAACGCUGAUCCCACCCUUUGUCCAGAGUAUCCAUCUUCUCUUGGGCUAACUGAAUUCACCAGGCGAGCCAAUGAGGUCGUUUUGGGGAAGGAAUCCCAGGCUAUAAUGGAGAGCCGGGUGUUGGGUGUCCAGACCCCUGGCUUUACUGCUGCUGUGCGCCUCGGGGCUGAACUCCUGAGGCACUGCUUCGAUGCCGGUGCUGCUUGGUGCGGCCCGGUCUACCUCUCCUCCCCUUGCGAUGACUCAUUGGCUGGCAUCUUCCAGGCAGCGGGGAUCCAGGAUAUCCGUCGGUAUUAUUACUGGGAUGAUAAGCUGCGCUCCAUUUGUUUGGAGAAGCUUCUGCAGGAUCUGGAGGGGGCUCCUGAGCAAAGUGUUGUUGUUCUGUCAGCGUCUGCCCAUUACCCAACCGGAGCAGAUCUCUCUCAGGAUCAGUGGACUGUGAUUACACAACUAAUCAUGAGGCGAAGGCUCUUCCCUUUCCUCCUGCUGCCUGCUCAGGGGCUCUGCUAUGGAGAUUUUAAGCGGGAUGCCUGGCCUGUACAGCUCUGUGCAUCCCAAGGCAUGGAGCUCCUUUGUGCUCAGUCCUUCUCCCACUGCUUUGGCCUUUAUGGUGAGGCUGUGGGUCACCUGCUGUGCGUGUUGAAGCAGAGAAGCCUCCUGUUAUCGCUGCAGUCUCAAGCUGUCAAGUUAGUCAGGUCACUGUGGGCCUGGCCGUCUGUGGGAGGAGCAGAUGUCGUUGCCACUGUGCUCAGUAACCCCGCACAUCUUGUUGAAUGGCAGGGAGAAGUUAAGCGCAUGGUUGAGAGAAGUAAGCUGAUCAGAGACAUUUUGAGGGAGAAGCUGAGGCUUCUGGGAACUCCAGGCUGCUGGGACCACCUGACACAACAAGGUGGACUCUACUGUUGUACAGGCUUGAAUGAUCAGCAGGUGGAAUUUUUGACAAAGAGGAGACAUGUGAACCUCCUUCCCAGUGGCUGUCUGAAUGUGAGCGCAAUCAACGGCCGUAACCUGAAGUAUAUAUCAGAGUCCAUCUAUCUGGCCAUGACCACUUCACCAUGA